This is a messenger RNA of Neogale vison (American mink), 2018 nucleotides long. Its product is annotated as C-type lectin domain family 10 member A-like. The record is from RefSeq and is a predicted model, not a curated record. The transcript is spliced from 10 exons. Gene Ontology annotation, molecular function: signaling receptor activity. Lineage: Eukaryota; Metazoa; Chordata; Mammalia; Carnivora; Mustelidae. The coding region runs from base 519 to 1448 and encodes 309 amino acids.
UAGGCCGACUGCACCUCUGGUCCCUCUGGCCUGGCUCCCCUCUCACGAAUGGUAAAAAUGAGGAAGUCAGGGGGCUCCAGAGGAGCGGAAAGGGAGUAGAUACACCCGGGAGGAGGAGAGCCAAAGCUGCCCCAUAUCUACCUCCCACCUCGUGCAAUCUCCCUGAGUUCCCUUCCAAUCCUUCCUCCACUCACUGCCUGAAGACUGGGACACCCCAGAACGCAGCUUACAGCCUGCUGGGCUCAGGUCCCUUAGAGGACUCCUCCCUCACUCCCCCACCACCUCCACUCUCCAGGAUUUCGUGUUUUUCCAAUUUGGGUCACUGCUGCACGAGGAACCCCCAAAUUGCAGGCUUCAGACAUUCCACAGAACCUCCAAGCUUCUCUCCACCCUGGGCUCCUCCUUGGCUCCGUCCGAACCUCAACUCCGAUCCCAGCCUCACCUGCAGGUCCGGCCUCUACCUCUGCCUGGCCCCUGGCCCUGCCUUUCGGCUCCGCUGGCCGCAGUCUCAAUCCAGCAUGUCAACGCAGUAUGAAAAAUUUCAGCACUCGGAGUGCGAGAAGCAGAGCCAGGGGCCUGGAAAUGGGCUGCCUCUGCCUCGGCCCUUCCUGAAGCAGUUGUGCCCUAGCCCUCGGCCUCUGCUGUGCUCCCUGGGCCUCAGCCUCCUCCUGCUCGUCUGCAUCUGUGUGCUCGGAUCACAGAAUUCCAGGUUUCGGAGGGACCUGGCGACCCUGAGAGCAACUUUCAGCAACUUCACUGCAAACACUGAGGCAGAGGUCCAGGCGCUGAGAUCCCAAGGAGGCAAAAUGCAAGAAGUGAUAACAUCUCUGAAAGCCGAGGUGGAAAAUCAGAAGCAGGAGGUGCAGGCAGCCCGUAGCUUGAAUGACAAGGUGUUUUCCCUGGAGAGCAAGCUCGAGAAGGAGCAGCAGGAGCUCAAAGCAGGUCAUUCCAAUACACUCCUUCUGGUGCAGCAGCUGGCCAGAGACCUGAGAUCCCUGACUUGCCAGAUCGUCGCUCUCAAGAGCAACGGCUCUCAAAAUACCUGCUGCCCCCCUAACUGGCUGGAGCACGAGGGCAGCUGCUACUGGUUCUCCGGCUCCUCCGAGAAGACGUGGGCGGACGCGAACCUGUACUGCCAGCAGGAGAGCGCACACCUGGUGGUCGUCAACUCCAGAGCCGAGCAGACUUUUGUGCAGGAGCACAUCAGCUCACAAACGUGGAUGGGCCUCACUGAUGCUGACGGAGCCUGGAAAUGGGUGGACGGAACGGACUAUGAGACCAACUUCAAGAACUGGAAGCCAGACCAGCCGGACAACUGGGAUGGGCACGGGCUGGGCGGGGGCGAGGACUGCGCGCACUUCGAAGUCGAUGACGGCAAGUGGAACGACAACACCUGCCAGAGGGUCUUCCGCUGGGUGUGCGAGACCAGCCUGGGCAGGGCCAGCUAGCGCCGCGGGGUGGGGGGGUGCCUCCUGCAGACCUCCCCGUCGCAGAUGCAGGGAGAGGGAGGGGUCUUCCCUGAGACCCUCACCAGGCGGUGGGGAGAGGACCAAGCCUGUGGAGGUUGGUCCACCACAAUGUUGUGCCACCACAAUGUUCUUCUCCUUGGCAUUCAAAAGACUCUCUAGAGUUCCUCAAGGGUUUGCCUUUUUAACCCGGUGCAUCGAGGUGUCAUGACAUAUAAAAUUGUAAGACAUUUGAGGUGUCCAUCAUUGUGAUUUGGUAAACAUACACCCUGGGAAGGGGUCCCCCAUCCAGUUAAUAACCUCACAUGUUUGUCUCUUGUGCGCAUGUGAACACGUAAGUUCUGCUCCCUUGGUAAAUUCCAGUUAUACGAUAUGUCACCUGUCGUCACCGUAACAUUGUCAGACCUUAUUCAACCAGCAGCCACAAGCUGGCGUCCCUUCACCCGCCUCUCCCGAUCUCCCCACUCCCCGGCCCUACCAACCUACUCUCUCUUUCUAUGAAUUUGACUUAUUUCUUUUUUCCGAUUCACAUAUAAAUCCUACAGUGCAGUA